AUGAGUAAGAGCAAACUUCCUGGUUUAAUAGAUGCGUUUCACACCACUUUACAAGAUUUAGAUGCUGACUAUAAAGCAUACAAAAAAUUAGAUUCAUCAAAAAAUACGAUACACAUGAACGAAGUGCGUUUAACUAAUUUAGAAACAUCUUUUGAUGAGGCUAGAGUCCUUCAUCAGAAAAUCGUUGAAGCUCCUACUGAAGAAGCAAAGGUUAAAUAUAUGGAUGCACUUACUUUUCAUAAUUUAAAAGAAAUUUACUUUAAUUAUUCGUGCGAGUUAAAAGAGCAGAUUUCCAAAAUUGAAAGCCAAGGUUUUCAGAAUAAGUCUUUGAUCGGAUCAAAUGCGCCAUCACCCUCAGUCGAACUUAAACUCCCUCCAAUUAAAAUUCCCACUUUUGAUGGUUCGCUUAAAAUGUGGCCAGAAUUUAAAGGGUUGUUUGAAGCAAUAGUAAAUAAGAAUACUUCGAUAUCUGAUGCUCAUAAACUCCAAUAUUUGAAAGGUAAUUUAUCCGGUGAGGCGGCUCGAAUUCUUCGAAAUACAGACACAAAUUUUGAAUCUGCGUGGGCGUUGUUAGUGAAAAGAUUUCAAAAUAUCAGAUUAUUGAAAGAUAAUCAAUUCAAACUUCUUUUCGAUCAGUCCAAAAUAACUCAAGAGUCAUCAGAAGAGCUCAAACUCUUAUUAGAUACGACAAACGAAGCGAAGCAAUCAUUAAAAAAUCUUGGGGUAGCUGUAGAAUCGUGGGAAGAUGUUUUCAUAUUUCAUACAGUACAAAAACUUCCUUAUACAACUCGUGGGCUUUGGGAAUCACAUAUUUCGACGCAUGUUGAUUAUCCUCAAUACAGCGUCUUAGAAGAUUUAAUUUUGAUGAGAUCGAGGACAUUGGAUGUCAUUGGACAGUCCUCCUCAGGUUUAAAUCACCAAAAAUCUAAAAAGACAUCGUCAAAUACGAAUAAUCUCUGCUUUAACUGCCUUUCAAAUUCACAUUUUACUCAAAACUGCACAAGCACAUUCACGUGUUCCACGUGCCAUCAAAAACAUCACUCGUUACUGCAUUUAAAUGGUGCAGCUAAUGCAACACAGGUCACCGAAAACAUUCCUGUACCACAAUCAAACAAAGCGACUUCCUCUUCCGUUCAUACUUCCCAAUCGGGAUCAGAAAGCACUGCACCUUUAACUGCAAUUGCUUCAGCAAAUAACGCGUGUCUAGCCGAAAACGAAAUUGCACCUGUUCUUCUGGCUACGGCCCUCAUCAAGUUUUUGAUACCUGCUGGCCAACCGUUGCUGCUGCGAGCAUUAUUAGAUCAAGGGUCAGAAUCGUCUUUCAUUACUGAGUCUGCCGCUCAACUUCUCAAUUUGAAAAAGGAAAAGAAUCGCGUUAAAGUAAUUGGCGUUGGAGAGAGCAAUGUAAGUACUUCAAAUUGGAAGGUCACUUUAACGAUUUUGUCUAACGUGAACACAGACUUUACUCUUCAGUUAAAUGCCUUGGUCCUUCCAAAACUUUCAGCUAUUCUUCCCACGCAUAAGAUACCUAUGUCUAAUUGGAAUCAUCUUAAGAAUAUAGAACUUGCAGAUCCUAAAUUCAACAAACCAAGUAAAAUCGACAUCUUGUUAGGCAGCGAUGCGUACUCUUCCAUUAUCCUUGAAGGAUUAAUAAAAGGACCACAAGGGACCCCUAUAGCCCAAAGAACAGAGCUUGGCUGGGUUCUGUCUGGAGGCAUUUCACCCGACAGCCACUCACAAGUACAAGCCUUUCACAUCAAAACUGAAUCUGAAUCCCUAGACCAAAUGCUAAGAAAGUUCUGGGAACUUGAAGAAAUUCAAGAUCGAAAGUUCCUAUCACCAGAUGAUGAAAAAUGUGAAAAGCAUUUUUGCAGAACACAUCAGAGACAAUUAGAUGGAAAAUAUGUUGUCCAACUUCCUUUCAAAGAAGGAACAUAUCCCUCGAUAGGGUUAUCUCAAAGGUCAGCGCUUGUACGAUUCUUACAAUUAGAAAGAAAAUUCAAAACAAAUUCGUUGUUCAAAGAAGAGUACACAAAAGUAUUCAAUGAAUAUAAAGAGCUUGGACAUAUGACUGAGGUACCACUUGCUGCGCUUAAUUCUCUUCACUACUUCUUACCUCAUCAUGCCGUGGUAAAAGAAGCUAGCUCGACUACAAAACUGCGGAUUGUUUUUGACGCGUCUUGUAAAACAUCCGAUGGUACGUCGCUCAAUGAUCAUCUUUAUAUUGGUCCUAGGUUACAAGAUGACGUCUUUGACCAUAUCGCAAGGUUUAGGAGAUUUAAAGUAGCAUUUGCAGCCGACAUAACUAAAAUGUAUAGGCAAAUUUGGGUCACUCCAGAUGAUUCAAUGUAUCAACUUGUGCUAUGGCGAGAUGUAGAAGGAGGAGAAGUGAAGGCAUACCGCCUUAACACAGUCACUUUUGGUACGGCCUCUGCACCUUACUUAGCCAUCCGAAUGCUCCAACAAUUGGCAUCUGAUGAACGUGAUGAUUUUCCUCUUGCAAUAUAG
This is a messenger RNA of Eupeodes corollae, 2508 nucleotides long. RefSeq lists its product as uncharacterized. The transcript has 2 exons. Gene Ontology annotation, biological process: proteolysis. Bases 1 to 2508 code for a protein of 835 amino acids. NCBI's taxonomy places the organism in Eukaryota, Metazoa, Arthropoda, Insecta, Diptera, Syrphidae. Gene Ontology annotation, molecular function: aspartic-type endopeptidase activity. The record is from RefSeq and is a predicted model, not a curated record.